Messenger RNA from Aspergillus lentulus, 1302 nucleotides. RefSeq lists its product as uncharacterized. NCBI's taxonomy places the organism in Eukaryota, Fungi, Ascomycota, Eurotiomycetes, Eurotiales, Aspergillaceae. The record is from RefSeq and is a predicted model, not a curated record.
AUGUCCAGCUCAAGUGGUCCAGUUCCUCCUUCCAAGGUUGUUGACAUCGUCGAGGCGCCAGAUGCUUCUUUCGACGAGCCUGAGCGCGUCGAGCUGAUCAACAAGAUUGCCAACGCACUAAACGCUUUGAAUGAGCCGAAAAUAAGAAACUGGACAACUUGUUACGCGUGCUUAUGGCUUGGUGAUAUAGAGAAACUACGAGCUUUAGUUAAUCAAGCUCUCCCCGAUAAUGGGGAGCAUGAUAUUCUGAGGAUCUAUGACAAGUUCUUCCGUGUUGAGGACGAGGGCUGCAUAGGUCAAAAUUGGCAACAAAAGAAAGGUAGUGCUCAAUCAACGGCUCCAUCUGCUCCGCCAACACCAGCCAAGAAUACACCACCACCCUUGUUCUUGUCCUCCCCCGCCCUUGGGCGGAGCCCGGGCGAUUUGGUAUCUGAGCCUCCCACCUCAACUCCACAGCGCCAACGCGUGUCGCUAGGAACAUCAGGAAGUCCUAGUGCGUCACACAAAAGAGCAGGGGACCCUCAGAGCACGCCUAAAGGGGCGAAGAAGCUUAAACUAGAUACAGCCGUCUGGGAAAGUUGUAAGAAGCGUGACAAGGCCUGCAUUCUUACAAAAUUCCACGUGGACUUCUGCCAGUCAUGCCAUUUGUUCCCAUAUUGCUCGAACAAUGAGAAUACCCAAGGUGUGCAAUGGUUUUUGAGGGCGCUAAGAGAUUUCUGGAGUAAGGAAAGGGUGGAUGGGUGGAGAGAUGCAGUCUAUGGAGAUGCUACCAAGACUGAAAAGAUCCAAAAUCUCAUAACCCUCAACUAUAACGCACAUCAGCUCCAUAUAAAGGCGCUUUUUGCCCUUCAGCCUGUUAACAGGGAUGAGGUUCAUGAUGGGGUUGAGUUUAGUGUUCGCCCACAACUUCGUGAAGAUUUUUGCCCAACAGAAUAUGCAGUUGCUCUGCAUAAUAUCUAUAAUAAUCUUCCACUUGUCUCUGGUGAUUACAUCACGCUUGAGACGCAUAAUCCAGAGACUCAUCCCCUCCCUGAUACUCGGCUCCUUGACAUGCAGUGGAUGCUGAAUCGUGUGCUUGCCUUAAGGGGUGCUGCAGAACCGGAGGAACUGAAGGAUGAGUCGGAUGAGGACUCAGAUGAGGAACUUGGCCUCACUGCCAGGCCCGAGGUGCCUCUGGACUUGAGUUUUUAUGGCGAAUCAUCUCCUCUGUCCUCUAUCACUAAUAUCGCGAGUGACCAGCCCAAGGCUAACCCCGUCAUCGCGACGACUGAUACAGUCGAACAAGGUCUCCUUAAGGAAUAG